AUGGAAAGUUCAUUUUUCGAAUAUCGUGACGCUACAGCAGCAGAAGAUGACUCUGACACAGAAAUAAUUGAUAACAGUUUGAUUGAGGAUCAAUCUUUUUCGACUACAAAGAAACCUGGCAUUAAAAAUCAAACUGUAUUUAUUGCUGAAUCUGAGGAAUCCACAUCUGAAGACGAUACCGAUGCAGAUGCUAAAGAGCGAAGAUUUUUGUCGGUGUCGGUCACUAGAAGGAGUAGUGUGGGAGAAUCGACCCUUAUAUCCAGUAGUGAUGAUGAUAAAAGUACAAGAGGCAGUGUUCAAAAUCAGUCAGAAACCUCAAACAAAGUAGUUGUUACUUCUUCUGAUGAAGAAAUGUCACCUGAAAUCGUACCACGACGGCGACCAAACAAUACGUCCAGAAGAUCGUCGCUAUGUUUUAUUGGUCGGAAAAACAGGAAACGCAUGAUUUUAACAGACUCUGAUACAGAGAAUUCAAUAAUCAUAGAACGUGACAAGAAUAGGAAACACGCAUGUUUAAAAGAUACACCUGCUAAGAUAAAAAGUAUAGUGUUAGCUACGGCUACACCUGACAAAACAAAAAUGGCUGAUGAUAGUUAUCACAAUAGUCGUGACUUUAGUGAUGACCAAGUAGAGGGUGGCAAUGUUAGUAAAAAUUCCUCUGAUGACGAGGAAGAAAAUAUUCCCCAAAAGGCUGAUACGAGUAAUUGUAGCAAAGAAUGUGGUCAAAAUUCCAAUGAUGAACAUCUUGACUGUGACAAAGGAAGCCUUAAAAUUUGUAGUAGUGAUCGAAAAAAAUCCAACAGUCCAGAAGGUUCUGGCGAAGUAUCCAACAAUAAAAAAUCUAAAAACAAUCAAGAUGAACAAAAUUUAAAUAGUGAAGAGCCUAAAUCUGAUGCAACAGAAAACAGUGAAGUCGAUGAAAGCGACGGACUUGAUGAGGAUCAGAUGGUGAUGUCUCGAGCUACGCGGAUGAGUAUAAUGGGUUUUGUGCCUAAAGAGAGCCCCAGUGACGAAUCGGACUUCAUACAGUCUGAUGAUAAUUCGACAUCACGACCAAACUCCGCAAACGGCUUGACGGAUUUACCAGACGUAAGUGUCUCCUUGCGUAAAACACCAAAAAAACUGAACAAUGAUAACGAUGAGAACAAUGACGACGAUAAACACAAUGAAUCUAGUAUAACAUGUUCACCAUUCAGCAGCCCACUAAAGGAUAUAACUAACAAUUUUAACGAGUCAUUCAAAAUUGACGAUAAAAACAAAAGCAAUAGAGUUCAAAAUACCAACGACAUAAUAUGUGACUUGACACACAAUGAUUCCUUCGAGAUCUACGAUUUAACCAGAAGUGAACGCAAUUUCUCAAGUAAUAAAGUGUUAAAUAGAGUAACAGGAAGUGGCAGCACUUAUAAUGAGCAAGUCAUUGAUGAUGAUUUGACCGUUAUUGACGCACAACCGGAAAUUAUUGCGCUCAGCAGCGAUGACGAAGAUGAGGUGAAAGAAGAAAAGAAAUCACCAAAAGUGAAAAAAUCGCCGAUCAAAACAUCGGAGACCUCCGCAUCGAAAACGCAGAGUGUGAGGAGUGAUAUGAAGCAGUAUCUCCUACCCCCGAGCUACCCCAACCAGGUGGUGUACGUGCAGAAGCACGUGCGGGAGAACGAACUUGCCAAACUUCAAGGGCUCCAGGAGGACCUGCAAAAUAUUCGGCUACUAUUGGAGAACAUGGAUGUAGAUACAUUGCCGGAUGGAGGCGUGAAACUGAUAGAAAGGCUGACAGCCCUUGAGCAGGAGGUGAGGCGUCAGGGGGACAAGGUCGCUAACAUGGUGGUCGAAUCAGAUAAUCCAACGCUCGAAGCCGUCGCCAAAGAUGGGUUUAAGGAGGAAGAAAAUAAAGGGCUUUCCUGGGAUGACAUACAAAAGGCCAGUCACGCGGUACAGCCUAAAAUGUUUGGCAAACAAGCAAUGGCGACCCACAUGGCGGAGCGAAACCUGAUACUGGAGCGUCUCCGUGACCUGCACGAGUCCCUGGCGUCCCGGCCUCCAGAGAACGAAUUCGCAGAGAAUCCAGCAGCACUGAAGACGCAGUUAAUGCCCUACCAGCUGCAUGCACUCGCCUGGCUACGUUGGAGAGAGACGCAACGGCCAUCUGGUGGCAUACUAGCGGAUGACAUGGGUCUAGGUAAAACUAUCACGAUCAUAGCGCUGAUAGCAAGCGACAAGGAAAGCAACAUCGAUAAUGAUGACGGCGAAUACGACGAUUAUACUGGAAAGAACAGUUCCAAAUUGAUCGUCGGCGGCACGUUGGUGGUGUGCCCCGCGUCGCUGAUGCAGCAGUGGGCGGGCGAGGUGGCGCAGCACUGCCGGCCGCACCGCAUCUCCGUGUGCCAGCACCACGGCGCCGCCAGAGCGCAGCAGCCGCACCGCCUCGCCACCUACGACCUCGUGCUCACCACCUACAACAUCCUGCUGCGCGACACUGACAAGGGCGGUGUGCUGUGCCGCGUGCGCUGGCGCCGCGUGGUGCUGGAUGAGGCGCACGUGGUGCGCAACCACAAGAGCCUGACGGCGGCCGCCGUGCUGCCGAGCUCGCUGCGAGCCGCCCGCCGAUGGGCGCUCACCGGCACGCCGCUGCACAACCGCGACCUCGACCUCUUCGCGCUGCUGCGCUUCCUCGGCUGCUCGCCCUUCGAUGACCUGCAGAUGUGGAAGAAGUGGAUCGACAACAAGAGCCUAGGCGGGCAGGAGCGGCUGAGCACGAUCAUGCGGUGCGUGAUGCUGCGCCGCACCAAGCUGCAGCUGCAGGAGCGCGGCCAGCUGGCCUGCCUGCCGCCGCGCGACCUGCACGAGCGCACCGUGCACCUGGCUCGCGACGAGCUCAACGUCUACCAGAAGUUGUUAGUGUUUUCAAAGACCCUGUUCGCUCAGUUCCUCCACCAGCGCGCAGAGAAGCGAGCCGACGCACAAGGGUUCCAGCCAGGGAAGGACAGCGCUUACGCUGAUAUGCACAAAAAGAUGAUCAAACUGCAAGGUGCAAAACCAGUCAAAUCUCACGAGAUCUUGGUACUUCUGCUACGGUUGAGGCAAAUUUGCUGCCAUUGCGGUCUCAUAGCAGCCAUGCUGACCGAUGGUGACGCAGUCGGUGAAGAGUUGGUGACGGAUAACGCGGAGAACGAUCUGCUGGACGAGCUCAACAAACUCGUUCUGGAAGACAAGAAGAAUACCAAGAGGAAGAGCGGUGCAGGCGAGGAGGAGGAGGGUGGGGAGGAGGAUGGCGGGGACGGGGAGGAGGAGGGCACGACGGCGGCGGAGGCGGUGCGCUCGGUGCUGUCGCGCAGCAACCCGGUGUUCGAGCUGGCGCGCCGCUCCUCCAAGAUCGACGCCGUCAUGGCCUGCCUCCACGACGACGUCUUUCCUAAUCACGGCGAAAAAGCUGUGGUGGUGUCUCAGUGGACGGGCGUGCUGAGGCUGGUGGAGCGCGAGUUGAAGCGCGCGGGCGUGCAGUGCGUGACGCUGAGCGGCGACGUGCCCGUGCCGGCGCGCGACCCGCUCGUGCGCGCGCUCAACGACCCCGCCUCGCCCGUGCGGGUGAUGCUCCUGUCGCUGACGGCGGGCGGCGUGGGGCUGAACCUGUGCGGCGCCAGCCACCUGCUGCUGCUGGACCCGCACUGGAACCCGCAGCUGGAGCAGCAGGCGCAGGACCGCGUGUACCGCGUCGGGCAGGCGCGCCACGUACACAUCUACAGAUUCAUGUGUGUGGAUACGGUGGAGCAGUCUAUCAGACAGCUGCAGAAAGUCAAGCUGGAGUUGGCCGACAACGUGCUGACAGGGGCCCGACACAACAACGCAUCCAAGCUCUCCAUCGAGGACCUCAAGAUGCUCUUCAAUAUGGGGCAGUGA
This is a messenger RNA of Parnassius mnemosyne (clouded apollo), 3891 nucleotides long. The record is from the annotation of a GenBank genome assembly. NCBI's taxonomy places the organism in Eukaryota, Metazoa, Arthropoda, Insecta, Lepidoptera, Papilionidae.